ACAAUAAAUACUCACUUCUUUGAAAGUUCUGAGGCUUUGCAUCCGAACGAAUGAGCGUGACAUUUCACUACUGUGUGGUUUGAGUUGAAUUUAUGUCGCCAGUUUGUUGGAACUAGUGAAAGACAUGUGGAAAGUGUUAGCAAUUACAACUGUAUUACUAUAUACAAUAAUCGUACAGUCUAAAAAGCUUGUGUCCGUCGAAGACCAUACCAAAGACAAACUUAUAUUCGCGCACGUGGUCUAUCGUCACGGCAACAGAACACCGUUAGUCGCAUAUGAUACUGACCCCUGGAAGGAUCAAAGUAACUGGGCACGUGGCUGGGGAGAGAUAACCAACAUCGGAAAACGAACCCAUUACUAUUUGGGUCAGUGGUUGAGAAAUCGUUACAAGGACCUGAUCGGCGAAACCUAUUCGGGGGAUGAAAUAUACGUGCAGUCCACUGAAGUCGAUCGCGUGCUGAUGAGUGCUCUGUCGAACCUCGCAGGUCUGUACCCACCGAGUGACAGAGAUCUGUGGCUUCCGAACAUCCACUGGCAACCAAUCCCGGUGCAUCAAAUUCCGAAACCGUUAGACGAUGUCAUUGCCGGAACGAAAAGCUGCCCCAAGUUUCUCAAGUUAAAAGAAGAGUAUUUACAGUCUGAUGUGUAUCAAGGAUAUCUCAAAUCCAUCGAACCCGUUCUUAAAUAUGCAAAUUCACAUUCCAAAAUGGAACUUGUCUCCGCCGAAACUAUUUAUGAUUUGUACAGUUGCCUAGAUAUAGAACAUGAACAUGGAUUCGAACUACCGGAAUGGACCAGUAAGGUUUAUCCUGAACCCUUGAAGUCCAUAUGCGGGGAGAUGUUCAGAUAUAGCACCAACACAACAGCAAUGACUCGCCUCAGAGCAGGUCCGAUCAUCAAAGAAAUCCUGACGCGAUUCCAACAAAAGGUCGACAAUACACUGGUUCCCAGUAGGAAUCUCUGGAUGUACAGCGGGCACGACAUAAGUGUAGUCAAUUUGCUGAACGGAUUAGGGCUAUUCAAACCACACAACCCACCCUUUGCGGCCUGUGUCAUGGUGGAAUUAAGGAUGGCCACACGCGAUUCUCCAUAUGUUUCGGUUUUCUACAAAACCAGCAACGACGAGCCGGAGCUACUGGAUAUACCGAACUGUGGUCCACGUUGCCCACUGGAAAGAAUGUUCGAACUCUACAAGGACAUCAUACCGGAAGAUUGGGAACAGGAAUGCCAAAUCUAAUAUUCUGGUAAAAAAGCUAGGUAUCACACAAUUGAUUGAAUUCGGUAUUCAAAUUUUUUGAAAACAGGCACCUGUUUUGUAACAUUUUUCGAUCGAAACAUAAAAAUUCUGUUGGAAAACCUUAA
This is a messenger RNA of Aedes albopictus (Asian tiger mosquito), 1362 nucleotides long. RefSeq names its product prostatic acid phosphatase. NCBI's taxonomy places the organism in Eukaryota, Metazoa, Arthropoda, Insecta, Diptera, Culicidae. Gene Ontology annotation, molecular function: phosphatase activity. The transcript has 2 exons. Bases 125 to 1237 code for a protein of 370 amino acids. The record is from RefSeq and is a predicted model, not a curated record. Gene Ontology annotation, biological process: dephosphorylation.